AUGGAGGGCCAAGUGGAAGCUUACGUGGAGGGCCAAGUGGAAGCUUACGUGGAGGGCCAAGUGGAAGCUUACGUGGAGGGCGAAGUAGAAGCCUACGUGGAGGGCCAAGUGGAAGCUUACGUGGAGGGCCAAGUGGAAGCUUACGUGGAGGGCCAAGUGGAAGCUUAUGUGGAGGGCCAAGUGGAAGCUUACGUGGAGGGCCAAGUGGAAGCUUACGUGGAGGGCCAAGUGGAAGCUUACAUGGAGGGCCAAGUGGAAGCUUACGUGGAGGGCCAAGUGGAAGCUUACGUGGAGGGCCAAGUGGAAGCUUACGUGGAGGGCCAAGUGGAAGCUUACGUGGAGGGCCAAGUGGAAGCUUACGUGGAGGGCCAAGUGGAAGCUUACGUGGAGGGCCAAGUGGAAGCUUACGUGGAGGGCCAAGUGGAAGCUUACGUGGAGGGAGAGGUGGACGGAUAG
Molecule: messenger RNA, 456 nt
Organism: Penaeus indicus
Lineage: Eukaryota; Metazoa; Arthropoda; Malacostraca; Decapoda; Penaeidae
Exons: 1
Coding region: 1-456 (151 amino acids)
Source: RefSeq, a predicted model, not a curated record